Molecule: messenger RNA, 1285 nt
Organism: Helicoverpa armigera (cotton bollworm)
Lineage: Eukaryota; Metazoa; Arthropoda; Insecta; Lepidoptera; Noctuidae
Product: prion-like-(Q/N-rich) domain-bearing protein 96
Exons: 2
Coding region: 119-748 (209 amino acids)
Source: RefSeq, a predicted model, not a curated record
UCAAUACUGGGUUACGAGAAUUUUACUUCAAGGUCUUCGUUUAGGAGCAAAUAGAGGAGGUAUAAAUGGAAAGACGAACUACAAUAGCACACAGUUGAUCUUCAGCAACUCGUUAAAAAUGUAUGCUCACAUCGGUUUUGUAAUGUGCCUGUUUGUCGGUAGUAGUGUCGCGUACUACCCGCAAAGAGAAGCGCCUUACUACAGCGGACCGAACGAUCCAUAUUCUGUGGGGUUCAACCAGAACCCUGUCCAGGAGCCUUCUCAAAGGCUUUUCUGGGGCAAUCAGGGAAGCAACCAGGUUGGCGGAACUGGACUAUGGGCGACGUUGACAAACAAGUUCCCCAUCUUGGGAUCCAUGUUUGGCCGAAUGGAGUUGCCUGCUCAAUACGGAGUGCCCAAUCAGUAUGAUGUGUCGACGCAGUACGGAGCUCCUGGUGGUUUCCAGCCUCAAUAUUAUCAAGGACAGCAGCAGUUCUACCAGCAAGUCCCACAGCAGGGUGCUCAGCAGUUCCCGCGGCAAUUUGGCCAACGAUUUGUUCCUUCAGGUCGCGACGUAGGAAUUACUGACGAUGCGGUGAUAGUGACUCCUCCAUUCGUGCCUCCCGUCCAGCCAGCGCCUUUCCCAUCACCAGUACCUGCACCUGUGCCUGCGCCUGCCCCGGCACCCGUGCCCGCGCCUGGUCCCUCUCAGGAGGAAGGAUACACAUACAACAGACCUCAGUAUAGGUUGGAGCUACCCCAAAGAUAAGUAGACAUUGUACAAAGAAAGCACUGACUGACAGUAGAAAUUUAAUAACGUAGUUUAGUCAUUGCACUUCAGUUUUAACUAUAUUUGAAUUUAUAAUUAAAUCCAUACAUUUGAUUAGAAAUUUCAACUGUCAAAAAAAUUUACUCUUCCAUUGGUUUGGCAUUGUUUUUUUGCUAUAUUGAGUUACAUAAGCCUUUUGUAACAUUAAUUUAAAUUGUGAUUUUAUAAGCCAGUAUUAGCUAUUAGAAUGUAAAGAGACAAAAUUGGACAAAAAAUAUAAAUUGCCGUCUUAAGUCUUCCCUUCAACCACUCCACUGUGCCAUUAGAAAAAUAUCUACGCUUGGUCUUUCAAUAUUAGAAAUUGUACUGCAAUGCUUUUGAAAGGUCUACACGUUAUAGAUACCAAUAUAAUGUGCCACAUCUAUCACUAUUUUAUAGUAGAAUACGGGUUUAAAAACUUCACGCUCUCUGGUAAUCUAAUGACACCACCAUAUUUGUAAAGACAUUUGACAAUUAAAUAAAACUCAUUAAAAUGAA